Molecule: messenger RNA, 2328 nt
Organism: Anastrepha obliqua
Lineage: Eukaryota; Metazoa; Arthropoda; Insecta; Diptera; Tephritidae
Product: all trans-polyprenyl-diphosphate synthase PDSS2-like
Exons: 5
Coding region: 863-2191 (442 amino acids)
Biological process (GO): ubiquinone biosynthetic process; isoprenoid biosynthetic process
Cellular component (GO): transferase complex; mitochondrion
Molecular function (GO): prenyltransferase activity
Source: RefSeq, a predicted model, not a curated record
AGUAACUGUUAGUCAAUUCACCUUGGUAAUGUAUCAUCCACCGGCCAUGACCCCGGUGACAUCAGUCAAGCAGCUGUUUCUUUCAAAUUCGGUAAGAGCCGGUUAACGGUCUGAUAUUGGCCACACCUUCUGAUGUGUGUAUAGAUAUAGAAGAAAAGCUAACCCGGCGCGCUUGGCUACACAAUGCAAAUUGAAAUACAACGAUUAUUUAAUGAAGAGACACAAAUUGAACAUGAGACGCGAAUGCAAAGACGUGUUUUGUUACAAAUUAAAAAAAAGAAUUAAACCAAAUUGAUAUAACUGUAUACAGAUGUGCAUAUAUGUAAUUCACUAAACCGUGCCGCAAUAUAUUGUAUUUGCUCUACCACUACUCCUUGUUGAUGUGUCUUGCAACAUUCUAUAACAAACUGUGAACAGCCCAAGUUGGUGUUGAUAAAUAUAUGAAAUUUCUCCGAAAUCUCGUAAAAAAUUUAGAUUAAUAAAUCCAACAGAACGGCAACCUAUCAAUCAGCUGAUUUGUUUGUUUUGUUUUUUGUUUAAAAAAGCGCUAUAAAUUUCAACAAACCGGUUUCGGUUGUAAAGAAUGUGUAAAAGGUGUAUGAUACUAAUUCGCGUAUAGACUCACAAGGCAAAGCAUCAAGUAAACAAACCGAAUUUCUCAACAAAAAGGCAACAGAUUGAUUGCGUGUGCUGUCUUUCUAACUAACAGCAACGACGACUUGAGUUUCACUUCGCAGCAAGUGAAGUUGACGCAUAGUCGUUGAAGAAAAUUUAAAGUAAACUGGCACAAAGAGCUUAUGCCAAAGUAUAACUUCUUGAGUUAAUCCUUAACUUUUGGCGAAAAAAAUAUAUAUAGUGCAAAAUGUGGAAACGUAUAUCUAUCCAAACAGGCCUCCUACAGGUUGGCAGAGGCAAAUAUCAGUUUCGCUUGCGCUCUUUGGCACCUGCUUUCACUUUAACUUUUACGCAACCCAAUUUACGUGCAUUAACGUCAACGUCAGCAGCGAAGCCAACGCCUCCGAAACAUGACUGGAAUCGUGCUGUCAGCGAGGCAGAACGUAUUGUAGGCUACCCCACCUCAUUCCUCAGUUUACGAUGGCUUUUGAGUGAUGAAAUCGCGAAUGUAGCUUUACAUCUGCGGAAACUAGUGGGUAGCAAUCAUCCUCUACUUAAGACGGCAAAGCAUUUACUUUAUAAUGGUAAAAACACAAUGCAAGCCUGGGGCCUAAUUGUGCUUUUGAUAUCAAAGGCCGCUGGUCAUGCACCUUCAGUACCAGAUAUGGAGCAAGAUAAAAGCGCCGGAGUGCUGCAUUCCCAACGCGCUUUGGCUGAAGUCACAGAAAUGAUUCGAAUCUCCCAUUUAGUGCACAAUAGCUUGGUAAAUUUGCAACCAUCAUCAGAGGCGGGGAAGGAUACCGCCUCUUAUGAAGACAUGGCAUUUGGUAACAAAAUCGGUUUACUCACUGGGGACUAUCUACUUGGUCACUCAAGCGCUGAAUUAGCUAACCUACGCAAUCAAGAAGUGGUGGAGUUAAUUUCCUCCGCAGUUCGUGAUUUUUCGGAGUCGCAAUUCAUUGGAGAGCGUGACGAACAAAAUAAUCCAUUACCAAAAAAACCUGGAACUGAAACACCUAAAGCGAAUGGCACAGCAACAACAGAAAGCAUAGAUUUCGACGUGAAUGAUGUUAUGAUACCUAUGAAUAUCUCUAAAGUUAUGGGCAUUCCAGAAAAAGAAUGGGAAUGUCGAAAUAUAUUAAACGCAGGCAGUCUGCUUGGUAAAGCAUGUCAGGGUGCUCUAAAAUUGGCCGGACAAAGCGAAGAUAUGCAACGACAAGCAUAUCUUUUUGGCAAGCAUUUGUCGUUGGCAUGGCAGGCAUGUUUAGAUGCCGAGCCCUUUCAGAGUAGUACACUACCGAUGGAUACCACAUUUAGUCUGGUAAGCGCGCCAGUUCUAUUUCAUCUUGAAUACGACCCUUCACUGUAUGAGGAAAUUGAAAAAGGGCGAGUAUCAGUAGAAAAUAUCGACUACGCCAAGAUACACAAAUCAAUUCUAGCUGGACCGGGUCUGGAAAAGACCAAAGCUUUACAGCGCAAACAUACGACGGCAGCAAUGGAAGUGUUAAAAAAAUUCCCUCCUACUGAUGCACGCACAGCUUUGGAAAACAUUAUUUUAGCAAUGCAGGACUUGUAAUUAGAGAUAAAAAUGCACAAAACAAUUUGACCGAUAACAAAUAAAGUCGGAUAUUUAGUUUUUGUACUAUCUUAUAUAAUAUUUAUUUAACCUCUUCGGUUAUUGGCUCAUUACAAUUGUUGUUUUUUACUCUAUGU